AACAACAACAACAGCAACAGCAAAAACAGCAACAACAAAAAGCUGUAAGGCAACUGCUUCCUUACAUUUAAGCCAACAACAACAGCAGGAGGAGGAGGAAGAAGAGGAAGAACAACAGCAACUGGAUAUUAUUAUUAUAAUUGUCAUCGGGAUUUGGGUGUAUCAAAUCGGAAUCUGUUGCCAUGGGUCGCAAAAAAAUUCAAAUUUCACGCAUCACCGACGAACGCAAUCGACAGGUGACCUUCAACAAGCGGAAGUUCGGCGUUAUGAAGAAGGCCUACGAGCUGUCCGUGCUGUGUGACUGCGAAAUAGCGCUGAUCAUCUUCUCGUCCAGCAACAAGCUCUAUCAGUAUGCCAGCACCGAUAUGGAUCGCGUGCUGCUCAAAUACACCGAAUACAAUGAGCCACACGAAUCGCUGACCAACAAAAAUAUCAUUGAGAAGGAGAACAAAAACGGCGUCAUGUCACCGGAUUCACCCGAAGCGGAGGCCGACUACACGCUCACCCCGCGCACCGAAGCCAAAUACAAUAAGAUCGACGAGGAAUUUCAGAAUAUGAUGCAGCGCAACCAAAUGGCCAUUGGCAGUGUUACGGGUGGUGGCGGCGGUAAUGGCGGCGGUGGCGGCGGCGGCGGCGGAGGUGGUGGUGGUGGUAACGGUGCGCCCAAUCGGCCCAUGCCAAAUACGAGUUAUACGCUGCCAGUAUCGGUACCGGUGCCCGGCUCCUACGGUGAGAAUCUGCUGCAGGCCAGCCCACAAAUGUCCCACACAAACAUCAGCCCACGUCCAUCGAGUUCGGAGACGGAUUCAGGUGGGAUGUCCUUAAUAAUCUAUCCAUCGGGUACCAUGUUGGAGAUGUCAAACGGUUAUCCACAUUCACAUUCGCCGCUUGUGGGAUCACCCAGUCCAGGCCCCAGUCCUGGCAUAGCGCAUCAUUUGCCCAUUAAGCAGCAAUCGCCGGGCAGCCAGAAUGGAAGGGCUUCCAAUUUGCGUGUCGUAAUACCGCCCACUAUAGCGCCGAAUAUGUCUGCGACAGCGGACGAUGUCGCCUAUGCAGAUCCGCGCCAGAGCCAGACGUCACUGAAUACGCCGGUUGUGACGCUGCAGACGCCGAUGCCGCCGCUGACUAGCUACUCGUUUGGGGCGCAGGACUUUUCGCAGUCGGGUGCGAUGAGCGCGGACAUAAUGAGCCUGCCGCAGUGGCAUCAGGGUCUCGUGCAGCACACUAGUCUAUCGCAUCUGGCUGUCUCGAAUAGCACACCGCCGCCCGCCAGCUCACCCGUCUCCAUCAAGGUCAAGGCGGAGCCGCAGUCACCGCCGCGCGAUCUCUCCGCCAGCGGCGGCGGUGGUGGCCAUCAGCAUAAUAGCAACGGAUCGACGGGCAGCGGCUCCAGCAGCAGCAGCACCAGCAGCAAUGUAUCCACAGCCGGUGGCGUUGCCAAUGUUCUGACUGCCAUCAAUGCACAGUUGGGCAGCGCAAGCGUGCUAACGGGAACACCUGGCGGUGGUGGGACAAACGGCAGCGCCGAGCAGGCCACCAACCUGAGCGUUCUAAGUCAUUCGCAACAGCACCUGGUCAUGCCCAAUUCACGGCCCUCAUCCACCGGCCAUAUAACACCCACACCAGGGCAUGAUAAGUAUGAAGGAUAUCCGUACCGCGCGCUUAUGGGACAUAAUUCUAGAUGGAAUUUUGCCGGUGCGCCUGGCAGCGAACAGGAUGUGCGCCUAGCAGCCGUUGCCCAACAACAACAACAACAUCAGCAGCAACAACAACAGCAACAGUUGAGUGAUUACGAUGCGCCCAAUCACAAAAGGCCGAGAAUAUCUGGCGGUUGGGGCACAUAGCCGGCACGUGGCCCUGCUUCAAGCAACUAUAAGCUACAGUCGCAACAACAGCAACAACAACAAGAACAGCAACAUCACAACAUCAGCAACAAGAAGCCAGUCAGCAACAGCGAUGAUCUGGCAAUGAUGCCGCCGCCACAGCGCAAAGAGACGUCUGCAAAUCGUGCGUUUCUAAAUGUGCCCAAUUAUGGUCAGCGUGGCAGCGGCUAUGAUUGCUAUGGCCAACAUCUGGCUGUUAACUAUGGCAUGCAGCAGCAUGAGGCGCAGUAGCGAGAAGCGUGUAGCGAGUAGCGAGUAGCGAGCAGCGAUAACAACAUCAGCAACAUCAUCAACAGCAACAGCAAGAACAGAGCACAGAACCGUUUCCAGACCAGUGCAAUAGUUUUGAUUAGUCAGCUGGAAGCGACAAGUUUUGUUAUUGUUUUUCAUAGCUUAAGCAAAAAACAAGUGACAGUGUCAUAUCUACAAUUAUUGUCUAAUAUAUAAUUUA
Molecule: messenger RNA, 2334 nt
Organism: Drosophila grimshawi
Lineage: Eukaryota; Metazoa; Arthropoda; Insecta; Diptera; Drosophilidae
Gene: Mef2
Product: myocyte-specific enhancer factor 2
Exons: 10
Coding region: 183-1844 (553 amino acids)
Biological process (GO): positive regulation of transcription by RNA polymerase II
Molecular function (GO): protein dimerization activity; RNA polymerase II cis-regulatory region sequence-specific DNA binding; DNA-binding transcription factor activity, RNA polymerase II-specific
Source: RefSeq, a predicted model, not a curated record